UCGGUAGCUUAACUUCACUCAAACACCAAAACCCAAAUCCAGAAUUCGUUUUUCUGAAGUACCCAUUUCGAAAUUUGGAAACUUUUUCAAAUAUAAUGUAGUAGGGUUUCAGGGGAAAAUGGUUCUGGGAUGAGAGUGGGGAAGAUGGAGCAAACGUGGUUUGAACCGAUGCCAAGAAAGAGAGUUCCGAUGAGGGUCUGGUUAAGCGUACAAAAAUCAAUGGGUCUCCUCGUGGGUGGGAAUCACACCUCUUCCAGGUUUUGCACUCGCUAAUUUCUUCUUUUGCUCUGUGUUUGGCUGUCUUUAAUUUCUCUUGGUUUCUUGAAUUUCAAUCGAUCUGUUUGAUCAAAGAUUUCUAUAUCGCAUUGCUGUUAACUGCAUAGAAAAAGGGUUAGUAAUGGAUCUUAAGGACUUGGCGUUUAAGAUCUUUCAUGGGUCUUACGCGAUACGUGUGCUGUUACGCGCUUUUGUGUUCGCCUCUGCUCUGUCAGUUAUUCCUUUGCUGCAAAUUUUGCCUCAGGAUGAUCCAGGAAUGUUCAAUUCCUUUGCCCCCAACGGUUGUGCCUGUGAAUCCAAUAUCUCGAGUCCACUUCUGUUUUCUGGCACAAAUUUGAUUUCUUGUAUUUGGGGUUCAGUUGGGUCAAUCCACUGUAAUGAAGAUGGGAACUUGACAGUGAGUGUGGUUAGGGAGCUAAUGGGUAUACAAAUGUUAAGCUAUGAUGCAAGAGCUCUCUGUGUUGGCGAAGGUUCGGCUGCUGCCAUUCGAGCGUUGAGAGAUUUGGGAUUCUCCAAUGUCUGUGGUGUCUAUAGACACCCAAUUUUCUCUUCUCUGAAACGCAAGAAAUUUAUCCAUGAGCUUGAUUACAAUGACAAUUCCUUGGAUUUUGUGUUCUCCAGGGACCUAGAUAAGGUUUCUGUCCCUGCACUUCUUGUGCUCGAGAUCGAGCGAGUUCUUAGACCAGGUGGCAUUGGUGCUAUGCUUGUGAGGACCAGUGGAGUUGAACAAAAUAGUUUGGUUAGGUCUGCGACCCCAAUUUCUUCAUUACUGAAAGCUUCCAGUAUUGUGCAUGUUGCUCACUUGAAUCAGCUUACACUAGUGGUCUUCAAGAAGAAACUUGAAAAUUUCUCUCUUGUUGAUCAGUAUCGCCUUCCUGCAGAUUGCCCAUCCAUCACAAAUGGUAAGGCCUUCAUGAAUCACAUUGAGCCUUUGGUGCAAGAAAAACCAAUGGGUUUCAACAAAAUGAUUGCUUAUUUGCCCAAGUUUAUUGAUGUUUCAUCUAAGAGACGUUUGGUGUAUGUUGUUAUUGGGGCGGGGGAGCAUUUGAACUCUACCGAUGUUUCAAGCUGGUUCUUGCCAUCUUAUCCAGUGGAUCACAAAGCUUUCAAUGUUUAUUUUGUUGACCACAAUACUUCAGUGAUGCUCUCGUAUGUCAAAACCCCUGGUAUCACCUUUGUUUAUCAUCCAGGUCUUUCUGGGAAUAGAGCUCCAGUAGAUCCUGAUAUUGCUGAUGAUUGGGAUCCAGCAGUGGAAGAUGAAGGGUUUGACUUCCUUCUAUGGUUUAAAGAAACAGUGCAAUAUGCAGACUUUGUGGUGCUGAAGAUGAAUGCUGGGGCAGUGGAGUUGAAAUUCCUCUCGGACUUGUUUGAUAGUGGUGCCAUAUGCUUCGUUGACGAGCUGUUCCUUCACUGCUCAGAUGGUGUGAUUGGCAAUAAAGCACUAAAGAAAGACUGCAUGGACCUGUUCAAGGUUCUCAGAAGUGCUGGUCUUUUCGUCCAUCAGUGGUGGGGAUACUAGACCCCGUUAAUGUAUGGUGGACCUAAUUUCGGAUGUUUGUCAGUGUUUGAAUUGUGUGUGUACUCAUCCUGCUUGCAGGCGUUGCUGCUGUUAUGCAUCAUUGCCGUGUUGUUAUUCUUCCCUAUCUGGUAUGUUGGGAAGAUGUCUUGUUUGAAUAAUCUGUGUACUCAUCCUGCUUGCAGGCGUUGCUGUUGUUAUUUAUUGUUGCUCGUGUUGUUGUUGUUGUUGUUGUUCCCCAUCUAGCAUGUUGGGAAGGUAUGGAAGACUUUUAAGUUGCCUUAUGGUUGGGCACUAAUACAAUAAAUAACCAUUAUCAUU
Molecule: messenger RNA, 2113 nt
Organism: Rubroshorea leprosula
Lineage: Eukaryota; Viridiplantae; Streptophyta; Magnoliopsida; Malvales; Dipterocarpaceae
Source: the annotation of a GenBank genome assembly